AUGUCAUCCAGCGCUGCCCAAUCCUCUGUCGGCUCCCGUGCCAUCUACGAAGCCGGUGACCAGCGCAACGCUCCCCGAUCUGAGCAGCAGGCCACCCCCUACAAGGAGGGCCAGAAGGGCAGCCACAAGAACCUCGACUCCAAGGACGAGCGUUCCAUUGCCAACAAGCUUGCUUCCCAGGGUCGCAAGGACGACCCUUCUCACCACCACAACAACGAGUACGAUCAGGAGGCCGAGCUGAGCAAGCAGGAUCCUACCAAGCCCGCCAAGAUGCACGGCAAUGCCCCCUCCAAGGGUGCCCAGAUCGACGCAGAGCUCCAGGCUGAAGAUGAGGAGCGUCUGCGCCAGAAGGGCAUCAAGAAAUAA
Molecule: messenger RNA, 366 nt
Organism: Penicillium maclennaniae
Lineage: Eukaryota; Fungi; Ascomycota; Eurotiomycetes; Eurotiales; Aspergillaceae
Exons: 2
Coding region: 1-366 (121 amino acids)
Source: RefSeq, a predicted model, not a curated record